AAGUAGGAAAGCCGUGAGUGGUGAUUUAUGACGUCAGUCAUACUUAAGUUUUUAGUAGCAAAACAAAAAUGGCGAAGUUAUGUGUGGUGUGUGGUAGUUUGUGCGCGUAUUUUCUCUUAUUUCUAACAACUGGGGCGUUUUGUUCGGAAUAUGCUUACUACUACGAAACGGAUUUUCAAGAUGACAAAGCUGAAUAUGUUUUAUCAAAGCAAUUGUUGGAGGAAGUAUCACAACGGUUUAGGAGAGACGCCCAGAUUGAAAACAACCAAAGCAAUGCAAGGAGCCAAAACACGACACAACCUGUUAAUGCCACUAAUGUGGUCAAUGGGAAUAAAACGCAAAGUGACAACAAAAUUUCAACAGCAAAAACGAAAUUGGGAAAGACGACUAAAACGGCAACGAAUGCAACCGCACCGAAAGUCCAAUUGGAAAGUCUGCAGAAGAAUUUGGGCGAAAAUGGCACCGGAAUCCGGAAAAACAUCACAAUCGACAAACCCAAAACCCUCCCCAAUCAAACCCUUGAUAAAUCGGUUUUACAAAAUAUAACACUUCCGAAAAACGAAACGGACGAUGGAGAGCUAUCAAUUGAUAGUUUCCCUCCUGACGCCAACGAACUGAACAAGACUUUGGAAGAACACCACAUCACUAAUUCAACCGAAGACACUCACUUGUAUUACAACAGUUCACUCGUGACUGAUCCCGAAUUGAGCCGUUACUAUUGGGUCGACUUGGAGAAUUCGACGGAUACAAAAGUGAACGAAUUGUUAUCAAGAUCGCACCGGCGAGCCGCUACGGUGCAAUUAUCUUUCGACUUUCCAUUUUACGGUCACUUAAUUAAAAAUGUGACAAUUGCAACGGGCGGAUUUUUAUAUACCGGUGAUUAUGUCCACUCAUGGCUCGCAGCCACCCAAUACAUAGCCCCUUUAAUGGCAAAUUUCGACACAAGCAUUUCCAAUGAUAGUUACAUCAAAUAUAUCGAUAACGGUACUGCUUUCACAGUAGAAUGGGAAAAAGUCGUCUUGCAAGAUAGAGCAAACCAAGGAGAGUUCACUUUCCAAACCACGUUGUACAAAAACGGCGACAUUGUUUUUGUUUACAAGAAUGUGCCGUUAUUUAUCAAAAAUAUCACCGAUGAUCAUCAUCCUGUUAAAGUGGGACUUUCAGAUGCCUACAUUAUCGACCGGACGAUAUUUUUGGUCCGCCGGAAGACAAUUUAUGAGUAUCACAGGAUUAAUUUCGUUAAAGGAGAUAUCAGGAACGGGACUGUUAUCUAUCUGACAGCGUUACCAACUUGUUUGCAGAAUGAGGAUUGUCUCUCGUGUGUCACCAGGAAAGUUUCUACAUUUCAGUGUUUUUGGUGUCCGAUUAUCAAGCGGUGCUCGAAUGGAGUGGAUCGUAAACGACAAGACUGGUUGGCGAAUCAUUGUCAGAGUAAGAAAUACAAUGAAUCGAUUUGUUCUCACAUAAGUGGGGCCGAUAUUUUCGAUGCUAGUAACAUUACAUAUGUGCAUGACGCCAAUGAAUUUCAAAGACAGUUAGAAGAGUACAACAAUGCGAGUGUCUUGGCGGCCACACAUCCCGUGAGGAUGGGAGUCUCCAGUAUUGUGGCGAUUUUGUUUCUCAUUGCAAUGGUGGCAGGUCUGGCGGUUUGGAUACUUUAUGCCUACAGGAAUCCUCACACGACUAGCGGACAAAUCCUCAUAAGAUAUCGGCCGAGUCAGUGGCGGUGGCGGAGGGGCGAAGCCAGAUAUACAGCGGCAACAAUACACAUGUGACGGGUUUUUGAAGAUUUUUAUCCUUCCAUCUUAAAUUUAUGUAGGUUAACCACUUUGCAUGAAUUAAAUGCAAUUUAAAAUAGGACUGAAGGAGUUUAUAUCGCUGUAAUAUCUCUAUUUUACCAUUAAUGAUGCUUUCUGUGAUAAAAUUGAGGAACGUCCAAAAUUAUGAAUAAUUAGAACUAUGCCUUCUAAAGUGCCUAAGUAUUAAGUAAGACGUUAUAAAACUGAUUUUCUUUACUUUUUACUCUGUUUUAUUUGUAUUAUUUCUGUAUAUACGUACAAUAAGAUUAAUAGAAUCCUUUUCUCAGUAUUGCUAGUAGGAAUCUGUUCUAAAAUUUUAAAUUCGGACCAACUUUGGUGGCCUUUUCAUGUUAACGGACGGACAUACAAAUUUGAAACAUUUUUUUAUUAUAAUGUAGCGUUGUAGUGACUGUUAUUUUUCAAAUUUGCUUGUUAAAGACGUAAUUAAGUCCUUAAUAAAUUUUAUACCUACUGUA
Messenger RNA from Tribolium madens (black flour beetle), 2275 nucleotides. Its product is annotated as plexin domain-containing protein 1. The transcript has 9 exons. Lineage: Eukaryota; Metazoa; Arthropoda; Insecta; Coleoptera; Tenebrionidae. The record is from RefSeq and is a predicted model, not a curated record. Bases 69 to 1775 code for a protein of 568 amino acids.